This is a messenger RNA of Parasteatoda tepidariorum (common house spider), 2061 nucleotides long. The record is from RefSeq and is a predicted model, not a curated record. Lineage: Eukaryota; Metazoa; Arthropoda; Arachnida; Araneae; Theridiidae.
GCGUAAUCUUGAUUCAAAGGAGCACAGCUCCUCGUUGGAAUCGAACGCGGUAAAAUGCGCUUAUUAUUGUUACCACGAAAACUGGGAAGGCCUUGACCAUCGGACUAUGUUGAAUAAAAAUCUGUCCUUUUUCGCCAAAUAUACUGGACAAAUGAAUUGAAUUUGGCGAAUUGGCUUCUUACGCUGAAUGAUUUUUAGUUUUGAAUCUUAAAGGUUAAGACUAAUCUAAUAAAAACAUUUUAAAGACAUCUGGGUGUCAGUCAUGGGCGAGACAACUCUUGAAAAAUAAGGGCCCGAAUAGCUCAGUCAUUAUAAACAUUGUGGAUUGCAAUUGACGAGACUACAACAGCGUUUUUGUAGAGUUUUGAAUGUUGACAUUCAACGAAAUCAGUAGGAAAUGAGAAUUAUCCAGUUCUUUGAAAGCAUCCACAAAUCUUUGGUUCGGAGAUGCUCGGCGUUUUCAUCCGUCCGUUUCGGGUGAAACACAAGUGUGGGUGACACUUCAAGGAAAAUGCCGAGUCAAGCCCCACCUACGAGUCUGAAGUGGGAAAAACUCUCACCAGCAGAGUUUCAGCAGUUACAAGAUUACAUUCAAUAUUCCUCGAAGAAAUUAUCAGAUGUCCUCAAGGAAUUCAAAGAAGAAAAUAAUCCCUUGUCGAAAUACAACCCUGAAGGAGACAUUGACUAUGAGGGUUUUCAACAGUUUAUGGAUUCAUACCUGGAGAUUGAAACUCCCAGAGACCUGGUCACCCGACUUUUCCUAUCCUUUGUUAAGAGGCCCACCAACAAUACUCAAGCUAUGCAGACAGUCGACGGAAGGCUACUUAAAAUGGCGGCGGUGACGUCGACUGCUGCGUGCGCCCCCAUCACGUCCCACACAACGGCGGGAGGAGGUGGGGGCUCCCUCCCUGAGCUUGCCAAAGACCACACCCCCGUAAAAGAAGAGAAGCACCUGAGCAGUUUGGCUGAAAAAUUCCAAUCUUUUACGGAGAAGCUCCAUUCUUUGGGACAUCACAGAUGUGACAGUGAGUCUAAUCCCCGAGGUAGAGCAGGAAGUGCAUCUGUUCACCCAAUGGUUACGGUCACAGCUAACUAUACUGAUCAAAAAUCAUCAGACUCCUCUCCAAACCACAGCCAAGUCUCUAGGAAUUCCUCUAGGAAAUCUAAUAGUUCCAUACUGGUUCACAAUGUGGAAUUGAAACCUCUUCGGAAAGCCAGCAGUCAUGUUGAUGUAUAUUCCUUGCGUGUUCCUCUGAAGGAUAUCGUUUGCUAUCUUUCACUUUUAGAAGGAGGUCGCCCCGAGGACAAACUCGAAUUUACAUUUCGCCUUUACGAUACAGAUGGAAAUGGCUAUCUAGAUAACAAUGUAAGUGAAGUCUUAAGUAACUUGAUUAUGACUUUUGUGUAAAGAAUGAUAUGAUUUUGAUGAUGUUAGAUUUAUAUUUCUUUAAUGUUCAUAACUUAUUAGCAACAUGAUGAUUUAAAAACGGGGUUGAUUUCGUUAAAUUUAUUAGGCGAAGUUCCGAUAAGGAUUUAUUUUUGAGUAAACUGCUGCUGUAAAAAAUUCAGGGAGCUUCUAAAGUAAAUAUUACUGUCAAUUGUGUUUCUUUUUUCGGCAUAAUUUAAUUUUUACAAUAAAUUGCUGAUCGCCAACGUAUAAUAUGGGAAACUGGCAAGCAGUCAAAAAGGGUGAGUGGAAAAACCUCAAUAUAAUAGGGGUGUAGUACAGAUUAAGUGCGGAUGACAUAUUUUACACAUUUCAACUUAGCAGCAGAAUGAAUAUCAUAUUUCUUCUAGCUAACACCCCUGUCAAAAAGUCGACAGGUCAGUUUCCGCCUUCAAAACGGAUGUUAACCUUUCCACGUAAUCGUUGAUUUAUCAGUAUAUGAAAAUCUCAAUAGUGCGUUAGUGGAAAGCCAUAGAAACUUUAUUUUCAUUCGUCCGGGAUUUUAUGAUCGUUCUUGUCUUUUUAAAACUAAGUCGGGUGCUAGAUUUAUAAAGAAAGCUUGCUUGUCUCGGGUUCAAACUCCUUUUAAUGGCUGAAAAAACUAAACUCAUUGG